AUGAAACAUGUCCGAUGGAACACCACAUAUUUCAAAGAAGGCCAUAUGCAAGAAAUUGUUCAGGAUAUAGCAGAAAAGGCACAAGGAGUCUUCUUGUGGGUGUUUUUGGUGACAAGGUCGUUACGCGAUGGCCUAACCAACGGCGAUACCAUACUUGACUUUCAAAAACGGCUCAGGGGUCUACCACCAGACCUUGAACGAUUUUUCAAACUCAUGCUGGAUGCAAUCGAUCCUCUCUAUCACGAAAAGAUGGCACGACUCCUGCAAAUUGCCGCCAAUGGCAAACGACCUUUGCAAUUCCUUCUAUACUGUAUGCACGAAUCCGAGUAUGAGGACAAAGACUACGCCCUAAAACACAUUACCAACCCACUUUCGUUUACCGAAGUUGAAACUUUGCAUGAUCAGUGCCAGCGCAGGAUCAACGCGAGGUGUGGAGGACUACUAUUAAUCAGGAAUCGUAGAGUCGAAUUCCUACACCGGACCGUUCGUGACUUUCUCCUUACGCGUGAGAUGAGUGAGUACUUGCCCACCAAGAGCGGGUCGGACUUUUUGGUCAAUCUAUCGACAUUUAGGGGCUAUGUUUGCCUCCUUAAGAGCCACAAAGCCUUCUUGGGCACAGAUACGCUUGCAGAAGCGUUUGAAUACGCGGCGAAUUCACUAGAUGAAUCCCUAGGUUCUAUUAUAGUGCUUCUCAAUGCCAUCGAGGACACCUUCUCGGGUUUUAUCAAUGGCCCUAAUACAGAUUAUUUUGACUUUGGUAAUCUUGAUUCUGACUAUUUUCUUUCCGAGGAAGCAACCUUCCGAAACGACCCGGUCAACUUGCUGAUAUAG
Molecule: messenger RNA, 831 nt
Organism: Talaromyces rugulosus
Lineage: Eukaryota; Fungi; Ascomycota; Eurotiomycetes; Eurotiales; Trichocomaceae
Exons: 1
Coding region: 1-831 (276 amino acids)
Source: RefSeq, a predicted model, not a curated record